Messenger RNA from Zymoseptoria tritici IPO323, 2841 nucleotides. RefSeq lists its product as uncharacterized. Gene Ontology annotation, biological process: DNA-templated transcription. The record is from RefSeq and is a predicted model, not a curated record. The transcript has a single exon. Gene Ontology annotation, molecular function: zinc ion binding; DNA binding. The coding region runs from base 1 to 2841 and encodes 946 amino acids. NCBI's taxonomy places the organism in Eukaryota, Fungi, Ascomycota, Dothideomycetes, Mycosphaerellales, Mycosphaerellaceae.
AUGGAGACUGUCUCCUACGUACCGAAGGACACGCCGUGGCCGCUGUUGACUGGCAGCCACUACAGCACUUCGCCGCCAUUGACGGGCCACUUCAGCACUUCGCCGUUGUUUGAAGACGCGCCUGGCUUUCCUCAACCUCCAGAACCGAAGAGAGAGAGGAAACCGGAAUCCCCAACGAUGAUGAGCAGUCCGCUGCCGGGCUUCUUCAAGCAGCUGGAGACACUUAAGGGAAAUGUUGGACGGCUGUCGCAGACUUACAGUGUCUCCGACUUCAACAGUCCGGCAACUCAUUCGCCUCGAACUUCAAUGACCGGGACGCUCACACGAUCAUCAACAACCUUCUCAUCAGCACCGAGCUCGCCACCGUCUUCUUUCGUCGCCGAGCUCGACUCCAGCCCACUCGAAGCUCGAAGCCUUUCUCAACCACCCGCCAGCAGAGCACCUAAACAGAAGUCCCCGCUAUCACGACGAAAGCGAGGCGAAUCGAUCUUCCGACAAGAGGAGUCACCCGAACAGAUUGCCGCUUUGUGGAAGCAAUACGUCGACUGCGUUCAGCCACUGCUCAAAUUUGUCGACACUUCAACCGUGCAACAUCUCUUUUACACCUAUGGCCGAGGAGCAAAAGCCGUCGCGCCGGAUGCUGAAGCCCUUCGGUCAGCAAUCUGCUUUGCUGCGGCUUCCAGCCUUCGCCGUCCUUCGAGCAACUCCUCUUAUCCGUGUCCUAUCUCUGACAGCCUGCUACAAACCCACGCUCAGGGUGUUGAAACCCAUCUCGCGGAGGCGAGAUUCAUGUCGGUCCCUACUGUUAUGACUUUGCAAGCCCUCACCAUCUACCUUACAUGCGGCCGGCAGUUCCUCGAGUCGACGUACAUUUGGUCUAUGACGGCUGUGCUCGUCCGUCUCGCCACAAAGCUCAAAUUGCACAAAGACCCAGAAACGCAAGGUCUACCUUUCGCCGACCGCGAGUACCGCCGCAGACUCUGGUGGCACAUUUGUACCCUGGACACUCUCACCGCGUCGGAGUCGAACUGCACCGAUCCUAUGAUCUACGAGCGGCAAUGUACCACACGUUUCCCGGAAUGGUCGACCGAUCCGAACUGCGCCACUUACCUACGGGAUAUGUUCUACUCCAUCGUGCGAUUUGAGAUCACAUACUACUCCCGGACGGUGCUCUUCUCAGACGAGUUUACUCAGGACAACACAUACCCUCUCCUGCCAACUUCAGGGAAGCUCUCCAUCAUCGACUCCCUCUCCCACAUCCUGGAAGAGAAAUACUUCCGCCGAUCUGUGGAUCAGUCGUCUUCAUCGUAUACCUUGACGGUCAUGUCGGCCAAGAUUUCCACCGCGGAGCUCAAACUCGCCGUGCUCAAAGCUCCCUACGAUGCGCCAUCCUCUUCUCCUUCCUCUUCCACCAGCUUGACAGCUCAAUGCCCGGCUUACAACCCCUCUGAGACCAGCCACCUACUCUCAGCUUGCGUCGACAUUCUCGAGGCACUCCGCUUUCUCCGCUCGGACCCAUCCCUCUCGCCGUUCUCCUGGCUAUGGCACUCGCCUGCCGAUUGGCGUAGCGCAGCAACAUGCCUCAUCGUGCUUGCAGCUCAUCAUCGCUCUGUCACGGCAUCCUCGUCCUCUGGCUCAUUCCUCGGGUAUUCUGCUUCAGUGACAUCUUCGGUCAACCGAGCUUGGCUCGCCAUCGACUCUUUCUUCGACGCGUGGAAGGACUCCCACCGUGAGCCAGCUAGGCAAGAAGAGUGGAUGCGACUGAACCACCUGAGGUCAGAAGCUGAGGAGGCCAAGACACAGGCCGCCGAAGCAACAAAGGAGCAUGAGAACAAGAAGACGCUAAGGAAGCUGGAGAAGAGGAGGCAGUCGGCGCCAUACACACCUUACUCUGAGACUCCGACUGAAGGUCUGGAGGAGCCAGUAAUCAGUGAAGCCGUCGCCGCACCCAUGCGCGUGUCUUCGCCGAUGCAAGUCACCAUCCCGAGCAAGGCAACCGACCGGAGAAGCAGUGAGGACAACAAGAAAGCCUACCGUCUCAGCUCCGCCAUGACGCCCAUGGUCGACUUCCGCAGGAGCGUCACAUGCCUUGACGUCCUGGCACCCAACGACAACAACACAAGCACGCCAAUAAAGCCCACUCCAAUCCGACCCAAACUGGAGCCCCGGCCAGCCACCAGCAGCGGCCAAAGCCACCGCCCCUCCCCACUAUCCACCUCCAUCCCACCCGUCCCUCACUCGACCACAAACCCGCCAACCCCUGCUACCGCCAACCGCGACUCCACCGCCUCCUCCGGCUCAGACACCACCCCUCCCCUCCCAAGAUCCUCCACCGGCCUCAGCGCAAUCGACACAACCCCCCGCAUAGUCAGCAACCCCUCCUCCCCCUUCGUCCCUUACCGCGCCUCCGCCGCCCCCAGCGUACCACCCAAAACGCCCACAACCCCCAAAACUGGUCCGAGAUACUACUCCGCCAGCGAGACAUCCCGGCGCGCAUCGAUGCCGAACAACGGUGCCAUGACGCUCGCGGAAGCACUCAACUCCACCAACCCGACGACGAAUCCCGCACCGGGUACGAUGGGUUUGACGACGACUGUGACGGCGGGGAGUUCGAAAGAUAACAACAACAACAGUAAUGACAGCAAAGAAAAAGAGAAGGAUAAAGACAGCAAGAAAGAAAAGAGAAAAUCGCGACGGCAUAGUAUUUGGCAGCCGUUUUUGCCGGCGGAGAAGAGUUUUUCGCUGUUGCCGCCGCCGAAGACGGGGACGGGUACGACGGCGAGGAAGGAUAAUGAGGAAUUGCAUUUUGGGGAGAAGGGGUGGGGUGGUUUCGAAUUUUGA